This is a messenger RNA of Vombatus ursinus (common wombat), 1571 nucleotides long. It is a transcript of the gene RIBC2, whose product is annotated as RIB43A domain with coiled-coils 2. The record is from RefSeq and is a predicted model, not a curated record. NCBI's taxonomy places the organism in Eukaryota, Metazoa, Chordata, Mammalia, Diprotodontia, Vombatidae.
AUGGCGGCGGAAACUAGCGCGGGAAGGCGGCAGCGGCGGCUGCGACAGCUGAAGGGAGGGAGGGAGGGAGGAGGCUGCGGGGAGCUCUCGCGAGACCGCCGGGAGGACGUGUGCGCGUGCGCAAGGCGAGGGGUGGGUAACGGGUGCCCUCGCGAUGGCCCGGAGCGGCGUUGCCUAGGAACCGAGUGCGUGCGGGUGUUGCCAAGGGAACGCAGGAGCCUCCUUCUCCCCCCGGGCGCCAGCCGCGGCUGCCGUUCGUGCUCGUUCGCUCGGAGCCCGCCCCUCCCCUCCCCGCUGGCUUCCUGGCCUUCGGGCUGCCCCCCCCCCCCCCGCACGAUGCCCGUGAGGUCUCCCAGUGUGGUGCAGCCCCAGGACUACAGAGAGGCGGCUUCCCUGGAAAGGAAGAGGCAGGCGGAGCUGCAGCUGCAGAGCCGCUGGUUCAACACCCGGGAGCGACUGAUCGGGGGAGAUUAUAAUGCCUGGGCUGCGCAGGUUCGCGAUCAGAAGAUUCAAGAAGCCACCGAGAAAGGGAAGCACGAAAUGAUCGGAGCGGAGAUGAGACAGAAUGACCACAUCGCCUAUGUCUUGGACCGGCGUCAGCAGAGGGACAGGCGCAAGCUCCAGAGAGCCGUCAGUGAGUUCCGGCAGACCUUCCAGAAGCCCGAGAGUCGCCGGGAGUUUGACCUCUCUGACCCGCUGGCCCUAAAGAAGGACGUUCCGGCCCGCGUGUCCGACCAGGACACCUCGAACACCAUCUCUGGGCUGCAGAUAUUCAUGGGGGAGGACCUGAACUCUAAGGAGAGGAAGAAGGCCCAGGAGGAGCAGAACCGGGAGUGGGCCCUCGAGCAGCAGAGGAUGUGGAACGACGCGCUGGCCGACCACAAAUUCGCAGAGGACAUCUUCACCAAGACCAGGCUGGAAUUUGACCAGAGCGCCAUGAACCUUCAGAAGCUGGAGCUCGCCACUAGACGUGUGGCAUGCGAGACUGUGAAGGAUUUCAACAAAAACCAGAUGCUGGAAGUCACGGAAAGGAAAAGGCACGAGCGCAGACAAGAAGAGGAAGACAACAUGGCGGAGAUCGCCAAUGCCCUGCAGAGCGACUUCCUCUCUGAGAACCCACAGCAGGUGGCCAGCUCGUUGGGGCCACACAGGGUGGUCACGGACAGAUGGAAGGGCAUGAACAAGGAGCAGCUAGACGAGAUCCGGCUGAUUCAGAAGCAGCAGAUCCAGGAGAAGCAGAGGCUGCAAGAGGAGGAGAGGCAGCGGGAUUUCGACUGGGACCGGCAGCGAACUCAGGCAGCCAGAGCCAACCUCCUGUUUGAGAGGCAGCAGCAGCGACUCAACCGGGAGCUCCGCCGGGCCCUGGAUAACAAGAACCUGAACUUGGCUCGAGAACAUAAAGACAUGCAAGAUUAUCUCAAGGAGCAAGUCUACGUUAAUUACCCAACCACACAAUAUUUCACACAGUUUAAUACAACCAGCAAAUAAGGAUGAAGACAUAGCCACUGAUUUUCUGGAUGUCUUGAGAGAACUUGGUUUUGCGUUGAAAAAAUAAAAGCCACAUCUUUGCC